CGGGCACCAGAUACCGUGUGAUGGUGCGGGCGGGGGACGGGCGUCCCAGCCCCACGAGGGACGUAACCACGGUGACUAAAGAUCACUGCCGCCCGCCUGACCCCCCCUCGCGUCCCGAGGCCGUGGCCAUGUCUGACGUGGAGGUGGCGUUGGCCUGGCGACCAGGAGCCAGCCCAGGGAGCUCGCCAUUACUGUACUACACAGUGAAUUACACUCGCUCUGACCAGGAUGGGGAGUGGACGGAGAUGGGGGAGCAGAUCCAGGCUGAGUCGAUGGUGUUGAAGGGACUUCAGCCGGACACCAGCUACCGCUUUGUGGUCCUCGGCGUCAACGCACACGGUUCGAGCCCCCCCAGUGAGGCCAGCAUCCCAACCAGGACCCUGGCUGUGCGGAGGGUGUCGGUGAGCGGAACAUUCCGGUACGAUGUUGCCCGCGGUUACAGGGUCUCAGGUGCUGACGGGAUAGGCAGUGGACAUUAUGGACAGCGUUACACGGUGAACAGUAAGAUCGGGGACGAGGAUAGCUUUGACAUUGAUGAUUCGGAUUACGACAUCUACAUUGAGCAGCUUCAGUCACUUCCUGCCCUGAAGGGUGGAAAGAAGUUCCGAGUCCAGACUCCGAUGACCUCUAACCCCACGGAGAGUGUGACACAGAGCAAGACCACCACAACAGCACCCACGAAACCCCCCACCACACUGCCUCCCCCCACGACCGGCCCCAUCCAGACGGACGCCCCCAGGUCCCGGGGCGAGGCAGGGCAGGUGCUGGACACUCAGUGUGAGGAGGCCACUUGCCCUGUUGACAGCUUCUGUAUGAACGAGUACGAGACUGGAGGCUGCCGGUGCCACUGUAACCUGGGCAAGGGCGGCGAGACCUGCAGCGAUGAUGUCCCUGUACAAUAUCCCCGGUUCUAUGGCUAUUCCUACCUGACAUUUGAGCCGCUGAAAAACUCUUACCUUAAAUUUCAAAUCACCAUCGAGUUCAAGACGGAGUUGGAGGAUGGGUUGCUGUUAUAUUGCGGGGAGAACGAGCUGGGCCGCGGCGACUUUCUCUCUCUGGCCGUCAUCAGGCGCCGAGUCCACUUCAGGUAUAACUGCGGCACGGGGCCCGCUAUGCUGGUCAGUGAGAGUAAGAUCCAGUUGGGACGUUGGCACACGGUGACGUUUGGGCGCGAGGGGGUAAAUGGUUGGUUACGUCUGGACAACGACCCGCCCGUCACCGGCAAGUCCAAGGGACACUACACUAAGAUCACCUUGCGCUCCCCCCUGUACCUGGGGGGGGCUCCCAGCGUUUACUGGCUGGUGCGGGCGAUUGGUACCAACCGUGGGCUUCAGGGCUGUGCUCAGGCCCUGGUGAUUAACGGGCAUCGGGUGGACAUGAGGCCCUGGCCUGUGGGCAGAGGCCUGAGCGGGGCUGACGUGGGUGAAUGCAGCACUGGGUUGUGUCAUCAGGUUUCCUGUUCGAACGGUGGAGUGUGUGUUGCUAACCGUGCAGACUCCUACCUGUGCCUGUGUCCCCUGGGAUUCCGCGGCAAACACUGCGAGGAAGGUUUCCGGUUGGUGUUGCCGGAGUUUAACGGCACUCUGCUGUCCUUCGCGGCCCUGCACUGGCCAAUGGACGCCCGUCACUACCUGUCCUUCACCGAGUUCCUGAUCGCCCUCCGGCCGGCCCGGGCUGACGGCCUGAUCCUCUACAGCUACGACACCCAGAGCAAGGACUUCCUCUCCCUCCGCCUUCUCCGGGGCUUCCUGGAAUUCCGCUUCGACUGUGGCUCCGGCACAGCCGUCAUCAGGAGUGAGGAGCGGAUCUCUCUGAACCAGUGGCACGAGGUGAGGGUCUCUCGCACGGCGAGGAACGGUAUCCUGCAGGUGGACGAGCAGCGGCCAGUGGAGGGGCUGGCGGAGAUAGAGCUGAAUGACCGGCCAUCGCGGCUGCAGCAGGAUUUUGUGUUGGGCGUGAAUGUUGUCAACGCUCCUCACGCCUGUGUCUCUAAUCCCUGUCACAACGGCGGCUCCUGUCGCCCAAUGUGCGACACCUUCCAGUGUGACUGUCCUCUCGGCUUCGAUGGCGAUCGCUGCCAGAAAGCGAUCACAGAAACCAUUGAAAUCCCACAGUUCAUCGGACGCAGUUACCUGACCUACGAUCAGCCAGAGGUCAUUAAACGGGUCUCCGGCUCUCGGUCCAACAUCUUCAUGCGGUUCCGGACGGUUGCUAAGGACGGCCUAUUGCUAUGGCGGGGAGACCAUUCCAUGAGGGUCAACAGUGACUUCAUCUCCCUGGGCCUCCAGGACGGAGCCUUGGUCUUCAGCUAUAACCUGGGCAGUGGGGCUAUGGCCGUGAUGGUGAACGGUUCCUUCCAUGACGGCCGAUGGCAUCGUGUGAAGGCUGUUCGGGACGGACAGUCGGGAAAGCUGACGGUCGAUGAUUACGGAGCGAAGACGGGGCGGUCACCGGGGCUGAUGCGUCAGCUGAACAUUAACGGGGCCGUUUAUGUGGGAGGGAUGAAGGAGAUUGCCCUUCACACCCAGAGGCGGUACAUGAGGGGCCUGGUCGGCUGUAUCUCCCACCUCACGCUGUCCACUGAUCACCACGUCUCCCUGGUGGAGGACGCCACGGACGGCAAGAACAUCAACACGUGUGGAGCCAAGUAGUGAGGAGCACCCCCUCU
Molecule: messenger RNA, 2668 nt
Organism: Callorhinchus milii (elephant shark)
Lineage: Eukaryota; Metazoa; Chordata; Chondrichthyes; Chimaeriformes; Callorhinchidae
Product: pikachurin
Exons: 19
Coding region: 21-2651 (876 amino acids)
Molecular function (GO): protein binding; calcium ion binding
Source: RefSeq, a predicted model, not a curated record